GGUCGUCUGCAGGUGACAUCAGUAGUUUCCCUUUAAAAGAGCGAGCAAGUACUUGCAGUAUUACUGUUUAGACUUUUAAAAAUGGUACUGUGCAACGUGGAAUGUGUGAAAAGAGUUUCUGAAUAUUUGCGAGUACCUCCCGGAAAUCUGUACAUGUCAGAGAACAAUAUAGUAGCCUCUGAUAGCAUCAUUGAGAAUGAAUCUGUAGAGGGGUUUAGUUCGAUAGUACAAGCAUUGGCAACUAAUUCACUCUGUCCAGCUAAACAUAUUGGAAGUGAUCCAGAACAACAAGCCUUAACCCGUCAGUGGCUAGAAUAUGCUGUUUUAUACGUCAACUAUGCUGAUAAUUCUGUAAAUUGUAAAAGAAUUCUGAGGGAACUGAAUGAUGCGCUCAGGUAUAAUACUUAUUUUACUGGAACUGAGCAAACCAUAGCCGAUGUGGUGUUAUAUUACCUUCUACAUUCAAUAAUGAGAGAUUUGACCUAUAAUGAAAAGGCUCGAUACAUCAACGUUUCAAGAUGGUUUGACAAUAUACAACAAAAUCUCGAAUCGAAACAAAAAUUAGAAUUAGUUAAUUUUGAUUUACUCCACUUGUACUUAUAAAAACACCAGCAACGGAUUCUUAAGUGAGUCAAAUCCUUAAAAUAUAUAUGUAUUAAUUCUCAGAUAGUAUUUAAGAAAUUUCACCAUUGUCAUAUAUAUUUAUAACUUAUCAAUAAAUCCCAAAAAAUUCAA
This is a messenger RNA of Athalia rosae (coleseed sawfly), 735 nucleotides long. RefSeq names its product eukaryotic translation elongation factor 1 epsilon-1 (gene AIMP3). Gene Ontology annotation, biological process: positive regulation of DNA damage response, signal transduction by p53 class mediator. The record is from RefSeq and is a predicted model, not a curated record. The coding region runs from base 82 to 603 and encodes 173 amino acids. Gene Ontology annotation, cellular component: nucleus; aminoacyl-tRNA synthetase multienzyme complex; cytoplasm. The transcript has 4 exons. NCBI's taxonomy places the organism in Eukaryota, Metazoa, Arthropoda, Insecta, Hymenoptera, Athaliidae.